Drosophila takahashii is the source of this 2384-nucleotide messenger RNA. RefSeq names its product slowdown (gene slow). NCBI's taxonomy places the organism in Eukaryota, Metazoa, Arthropoda, Insecta, Diptera, Drosophilidae. Gene Ontology annotation, biological process: anatomical structure development. Gene Ontology annotation, molecular function: calcium ion binding; signaling receptor binding. Gene Ontology annotation, cellular component: extracellular region; cell surface. The record is from RefSeq and is a predicted model, not a curated record.
UUCUAAGCGAUCGGUUUGGAAUGUGUUAGCUCCGCCGCGCCAGCUGGAAAUUUGUAUCUGAAAGAUCGCUGCCAGUUCGUUCGUUUUUUCGUUUCGUUCGUUUUUGGCAUACGGAAGCGGCUAACAGAAUCCGGAAAAUCACAAGAGGCACAAUAUUCAGCCGUAAAAAAUAUAUUUUAAAAGCAUAUAAUUUAUUGCACAAAUUAAAAGCCAAAUGCCGCGUAUCUGCUUAAUGUCAGCGCGAAAACUCAAUUGAAUUUAUUGAUUGUGAUUGCAAAUUUGACAUAAUUGUGUUUUGAUUUAUUUGUGUAAAUCUCGAAAAGAAUCUUCAAAAUAAGUAAUUAAAAUCUCUCGUUGUUUUUCGCCGCAUUGAACUCGCGGGUCAGUUGAAAUUUGUUCGCUGUGUUUCCAUCAAGAGUGAAUUGAGAUAGCGGUAUAUCAACAUCAUCCUUCAGAAUGCCAGAAGUGAUUUACUCGAGUUUUUUCCUGCUGUUCUGCUGCACAAUCCUGCUGCUGGGAACGGCGGUAUCAGGUGUUCAGAAUGCUGGUUUCAAUAGCACUAGCAAUCCUCAAAAUCGAACCCACCGAGGACAUAAUCAUCAUCACAGCCAUCGGACGCGUCAUCAGGGGACAAUCCAUUUGCCAACCCAUCAGAGGCAGCAGCGAAGAUUACAAUCGUUGAAUCAAGCGAAAUCCGAUGUGGAACUUCUUCCAGGAGUCACCAUGCAGGAGGUCACCAGAUUGCGUAGGAUACAACCCCACAAUCCCUAUAACAAAGUGCAGACACGACGGCUACACCAAACGCGACCUUCGACCUCCGAAUGGGAUUACAAUACUUAUAAUAUACUGACCAAUACAUUUGGACCUCCGCCACCGCCGAUGCCUUCGUCACCGCGUUACGGAAAGGGCGAGGAUAACACUCAGGAUGUGGAGUUUGUUGGGGUGAGAGAAAGGGGACGUGGUUACUCCUUUGUGCCAUCCGUUGCUACAGUUACCACAGCACCACCCCCGAAUCUCAAUAGGAGAUCGGCGAGUCCCGGUUUUGGAAGCAGUUUGGGCACCAUUCCACCAUUAAUUCCCGCCAGAAGGGGCUACAGCUAUACGACCACUACAGCUUCUCCUUCGGUGAACUCCAUUACCACCGAGAAUCCCUUCGAGACGAACCUCAUUGGAAGGGGUUAUCCCUCGGAUCCCAAGGAAAUGGAAAGGCGUCACAUUUGCAUGCAACAGCGAACGGUGACGAUGCCCGUGAAGCGGACGGAGGUCUACAGCCGACCCACCUGGAAGCACGUGGCCACGCCCUGCCAGCCGCCCACCUUCGCCGGCCAGAAGUGCACCAGGGUCCAGGUUGUCCACGAGCAGGCCUACCGGGAUGUCAUCGACCACAAGACCGCCCAGCAGAUGACCUACGACUGCUGCUCGGGAUGGAGCCGGGAGAAUCCACGGGCGGAUUCGUGCAUGAAACCUGUUUGCUCCUCGCGCUGCCAGAACGGCGGUAAUUGUACGGCUCCCAACACCUGUAGUUGUCCAUCGGGCUUCACAGGACGUCAUUGCGAGCAGGAUGUGGAUGAGUGCCAGACGGAGAAGCCCUGCGAUCAGCAGUGCUUUAAUACUCAGGGAUCUUACCUCUGCCGCUGCCGCCAGGGAUUCGUCCUGCAGGCGGAUCAGCAGAGCUGCAAGAAAGUAUCCACGAAUGCAGACGACGCCUUCGAGGCUCGCGAUCUGGAGAACGACAUAGACGACACGGAUGCAGAGGUGGUCACGCGGCUCCAGAAGAUCGAGAAGUCGUUGGCCAACGAGCGAGUCCACACCAACGAGCUGCAAAAGUCGCUCCAGGCCACCUACAGUGUGGUGGACACCUUAAAGAGCCGGCUGAGCACGCUGGAAAAGCAGGCUCAGGAUGUGAGUCGACUGCAGACGAAUCUCUAUAAGACGGAGUCGCGGACCAACAAGCUGGAGGGGAUGCUGAACCUACUGCUAAAGUGCCGGAAUGGCCCCAACGCCAACUGCCCCUAAAAACAGAACUGCAUUUCCCCCUUCCCUACGCUACUUAUUAUUAAAUGUUAGUUAACUUAAUUGACCACUCUGUUCACAUGUAGCUGCUCCUGCUUGUAAGCCAUUCCCGAAUGCGAGUCGAGUGCCUCUGUAGUCUCUAGAAUCUCAGCCCUCGAAUCCGAGGGGCUGUGCGUAUUAGUACUUAAGCGAACGUGUCAUAAAUGUAUCGAGAUCUGAAGUUAUAGCCUUAAGCGCACCACCGCACUCUGCACCACCCAAAGCGGAUUUGGAUUUUGGGUGGUGCACCGAUAAAUUUCUGCAUGUAUCUGUAUAUAAUUUUAAUGUAUAUGAGAAAUCACUGCACGAAUAAAUGCAUUUUCUAAUUUGAA